GGCCGAGGGUCCGGACGGGCCAUGGCCCCCAUGGGGAUCCGGCUGUCCCCGCUGGGAGUGGCGGUGUUCUGCCUGCUGGGGCUCGGCCUGCUCUACCACCUGUACUCGGGCUUCCUGGCGGGGCGCUUCGCCCUGCUCGGGCUGGGCGGCGGCGGCGGGGGCCGGCCCGGGCCUGAGGGGGCCGGCCGUGAUGGCGGCCGUGAGGAGAGGGAGGGCGAGGAGGGCGAGGGCGAGGGCGGCGCGGCGGGCCCGGGCCCGGGCCCGGGCCUGGUGGACCUCCGCGACCUGCUGGCCGUGUCGGUGCUGGCCGCCGUGCGGGGCGGCCGCCAGGUGCGCCGGGUCCGCGACAGCAACGCCCUGCACGAGCGGGCCAAGGGCAAGACCCGCGAGGGCGCCGACGACAAGAUGACCCGCGGGGACCUCCUCUCCAACCGGGAGAUGUUCCACCUCCUCAGGGACACCUUCCCCAACGUCCAGAUAAAUACUGAGGAACACGUGGAUGCAGCCGAUCAGGAGACCGUCUUAUGGGAUCGCAGAAUUCCUGAGGAUAUCCUGAAGAAAAUAACCAAACCAAAAGAGGUACCAGCAGAAAGUGUUACCGUUUGGAUUGACCCACUUGAUGCCACACAGGAAUAUACAGAAAACCUCCGGCAGUAUGUCACUACAAUGGUGUGCGUCGCUGUAAACGGUGAACCAGUACUUGGAGUAAUACAUAAGCCAUUCUCUGCCUAUACAGCCUGGGCAAUGGUGGACGGAGGAUCAAAUGUGCAAGCCCGAACCUCCUACAAUGAAAAGACCCCAAGAAUCAUCGUUUCCCGCUCUCAUUCUGGGACUGUCCAGCAACUUGCUCUUCGGACAUUUGGAAAUGAAACCACGAUCCUCCCAGCUGGUGGUGCAGGGUACAAAGUUUUAUCCCUCUUGGAUGUUCCCGAUGAGAAUCAAGAAAAAGCUGAUAUAUAUAUCCACGUGACAUACAUUAAGAAGUGGGAUAUAUGUGCGGGCAACGCCCUUCUGAAAGCACUGGGGGGCCAUAUGACUACCCUAAGUGGUGAAGAAAUCAGUUACGUUGGUCCAGAUGGCAACGAAGGGGGACUCCUUGCCAGCAUCAAUAUGAACCAUCAGGCCCUAGUCCAAAAACUCCCAGAGCUAGAGAAGGCCGGACGUAAAUAAGGUCAUUAAUACGGGAGAGAUGCACAAACCCUGAGUCCCAAGGCCCCGUGGGAGACAGACGCUGCAUGAUGAUUCCAGAAACCAACUCCCUUUUCUGACUGAACAGAGCAACUCGGAGCCCUGUUCCCUGUCUUUCUAAACUGCACGGUGAGGAGCGAGAAUGCAGUGGCACGGCAAAGUUCCAGUCUUCAUUUGUGAGGCUGCUUUCGUAAAGCUGAUGUCCUCGAGGUGCAAAAGCACAUCUAUAGAUUUGUAAAGUAAAAUCCACAUCGUUUCAACUUACCACUGUCACACUGCAUCGUGAGUCAUCUCUCACCUUCCGUGGAAGUUGUCUUUUCAUCUGGAAUGAGGCAGAAGAGGAGGAUUGAUGAGUGUGGGUUCUGUAACGUACGUUUUUACUACGUCUAAUGGAAAACAAGACUCAGGGGGCUUCCCCCACUUUGAUAGAAAGCACAGGAAGCCAGACACCAUUUAUAUGCAACAACUGUGCUGUGUUUUGCCCAGUAUUGCAGGUUAAUAGAAAAUACAAAAACGUUGGUGAUUUCUAAAUCAUUACACUUGAAGGCUGUGCAUUUUCAGAGACCACAGUGUUGCCCAUUUCUAUCGUCCCUCUGAAAUGUGCAUGUCCCUUUUGGGCCACCAUUUGUGAGCACUGUACAGAUUUUUCCGAAUUGGGCUGGAGAUCUCACCCCUCUCUGAUUUUUAUCUUGGGAAUGCCGAAGUAGUAAAGAUUUGUUUUAAAUUA
Messenger RNA from Tachyglossus aculeatus (Australian echidna), 1915 nucleotides. It is a transcript of the gene BPNT2, whose product is annotated as 3'(2'), 5'-bisphosphate nucleotidase 2. Gene Ontology annotation, cellular component: endomembrane system. Lineage: Eukaryota; Metazoa; Chordata; Mammalia; Monotremata; Tachyglossidae. The transcript is spliced from 5 exons. Gene Ontology annotation, molecular function: 3'-nucleotidase activity. The record is from RefSeq and is a predicted model, not a curated record. Gene Ontology annotation, biological process: phosphatidylinositol phosphate biosynthetic process; skeletal system development. Bases 22 to 1170 code for a protein of 382 amino acids.